Messenger RNA from Ictalurus punctatus (channel catfish), 8429 nucleotides. RefSeq names its product protein bicaudal D homolog 2 (gene bicd2a). Bases 365 to 2887 code for a protein of 840 amino acids. Lineage: Eukaryota; Metazoa; Chordata; Actinopteri; Siluriformes; Ictaluridae. The record is from RefSeq and is a predicted model, not a curated record. The transcript is spliced from 9 exons. Gene Ontology annotation, biological process: regulation of microtubule cytoskeleton organization; protein localization to organelle; microtubule anchoring at microtubule organizing center. Gene Ontology annotation, molecular function: cytoskeletal adaptor activity; dynactin binding; dynein complex binding. Gene Ontology annotation, cellular component: Golgi apparatus; cytosol.
UCCCGAGAACACCACUACACUUCCCACAAUCCCUAACGUGCUCAGCAAUGUGACUCCAGCUGGAUGGACUGCUUCCCAGCUGACUGCUCCUCACAGGAGACAGCUCGCAUUAACGGGCGAGGAGAGCAGCGGAGAGGAGCUGAGCUCUCCGGCGUCAUGGAGUAGCACUACGAGAAAUAAUAAUAAUAAUAAUAAUAACAAUAAUUAAAAAACAGACCUACUCUCGCUUCACGCGCGGACAUGUUCAAACGCAGAAGAAACUAAAUUAUUCGCCCCGACAAAAAAACAACAACCCAGGUUUGUCGGUGACACCCUUGAAGGUUGGAUUGAAUCUGCGGUGGUUUUCUUCACGAGCUCUCCAAAGAUGUCCACAGACAAGAUGCUGCACGCGGAGAUCGCGCGCCUCUCCAGCGAGCUGCACGAGACGACGCGCGAGAAGAUCCAAGCUGCGGAGUACGGGCUCGCGGUGCUGGAGGAGAAACAGACGCUCAAGCAGCAGUACGACGAGCUGGAGAGCGAAUAUGACAGCGUCCGACAAGAACUGGACCAGCUCAGAGAGGCGUUCGGACAGGCUCACUCCAACCAGAGGAAAGUGGCAGCUGAUGGCGAGAGUCGGGAGGAAUCUCUGCUCCAGGAGUCGGCAUGUAAGGAGGCAUACUACGAGCAGCGUGUGCAGGAGCUACAGACCGAGCUCAGGCAGGCACGUAACGCCCUCACCAACGCGCUGUCGGAGAACGAGCGCUUGUCUACCAUCACCCAGGAGCUCAGAGAGAACAGUCAGGUGGUGGAGCUGCAGAGGUCCCGACUCCGUGAUGACAUCAAGGAGUACAAAUUCCGCGAGGCUCGUUUGCUACAGGACUACAGCGAGUUGGAGGAGGAAAACAUUGCACUGCAGAAACACGUGUCUGUGCUCAAACAGAGCCAGGUGGAGUUUGAGGGCCUGAAGCAUGAGAUUCGUCGCCUGGAGGAGGACACGCAGUUCCUGAACAGCCAGUUGGAGGAUGCCGUCCGCCUGAAGGAGAUAGCCGAGAGACAGCUGGGAGAAGCUCUGGAAACCAUCAAGACUGAGAGGGAGCAGAAGGCGGCUAUGAGGAAGGAACUGUCCCAGUACAUGAACAUCGGGGACUCCAUGUACCACAAUUCCUUAAGCAUCUCUCUGGAUGGGUUGAAGUUCAGCGAAGAUGUGAUGAUCGAACCCAACAACGACGACCCGAUACAUGGCUAUGAAAACGGCUUUGACAAGAUCCCUAAUGCCGAAGAUAACCGGAUGUCCACGCCCAAAAAGGACCAGCUGUUCCAUCCGGCCCCCAGCCUUGUGGACGACUUGCUGAGUGAACUAAACAUCUAUGAAAUCCAGAAGCUUAAACAACAACUUGUGCAGGUGGAGCGGGAGAAGGUGACGUUGCUGUCAACACUGCAGGAUUCACAAAAGCAGCUGGAGCAGGCCCACGGGGCUCUGUCAGAGGAGCACGAGAAGGUGAGCCGCCUCACUGAGAAUCUGAAUGCCAUGCGCAAGCUUCACGCUAGCAAGGAGCGCCAGUCGGCCUUGGACAACGAGAAGGAACGUGACAGCAAUGAAGACAGCGACUACUAUGAGGUGGACAUCAACGGGCCUGAGAUCCUGGAGUGCAAGUACAAGGUUGCUGUUUCCGAGGCGGGUCACCUGAAAGAGGAACUGAAAACUCUGAAGUCUGAAUACUCUGCUUGCCGGUCAGAGCUUGAGGAGGAGCGUAGCCGUUUGGAGAGCCAGGUGGCGUCGCUGCGCUCCGAGCUUAGCACCCUGGAGUGCAGCAGCCGUGCCGAGCGAGAACAGCUGGCACGGAUGGAGAAAGAGUUACGCCGGGCCAGUGAGGCAGCCGGUGAGAGCCAGGGAAGCCUGAGCGUGGCACAAGACGAGCUGGCUACAUUCAGUGAGGAGCUCGCCAACCUUUACCACCAUGUUUGCAUGUGCAACAAUGAGACGCCCAGCCGUGUCAUGCUCGACUUCUACCGUGAGGGCAAAGCCAACACUGGCACCAACAGCAACAAUCGGGGCAGCCCUGAGGGCCGUGGCCGUCGUUCACCCAUCCUGCUGACGCGCGGCCUCUUCCCCACCCCCGAAGCAGAUUCUCCGUCCCCUGUCUCUUCCCCAGUGGCUGACCCACGCAAGGAACCAAUGAACAUCUACAACUUAGUGGCCAUCAUCCGUGACCAGAUCAGACACCUGCAACUGGCCGUGGACCGCAGCACAGAGCUGUCUCGCCAACGCUUGGCCUCUGCCGAGCUUGGUCCCACCACUGACCGUGACCACGAGGCCAGUGUGGAAGAGAUCCUUAAGCUCAAGUCUCUUCUCAGCACCAAGAGAGAGCAGAUCGCCACCCUGAGAACCGUCCUCAAAGCCAACAAGCAGACUGCUGAGGUAGCACUGGCCAACCUGAAGAGCAAAUACGAGAAUGAGAAGGCCAUGGUGACCGAGACGAUGAUGAAGCUGCGCAACGAGCUCAAAGCCCUGAAGGAGGACGCUGCCACCUUCUCCUCCCUUAGAGCCAUGUUUGCCACCCGCUGUGACGAGUACGUCACUCAGCUGGACGAGAUGCAGAGGCAGCUGGCAGCGGCUGAGGAUGAGAAGAAGACCCUGAACUCGCUCCUACGCAUGGCCAUCCAGCAGAAGCUGGCCCUCACGCAGCGUCUAGAAGAUCUCGAGUUCGACCAUGAGCAGACGCGCCGGGGUGGAGCCAACAGCAGGACCAAGUCCGCCUCCACCCGGGCCAAGGCCGCUCACAACCCCGCGCAGUCACAUGUAAGUCCACCCCUCAAUGCCACCUGCGGGGGUCGCGGCGAGCCCAACGGCCUCCUGGGAACGCCACAUGUGUUCUGCAGCGAAAAGUACAAGAUCUACUGCGACUAAAAGUGCAGCGUGUUUUAAACAGCGCUUAUCGGUGUACAAAGCCCCACUCACAUGUGCUCUCUCGCUCGCUAUUUGCUGUAUGCUGUGUAUCUUUAUGCCUUAUGGUUAUACCUACCAGUGUGAUAGUAGCUAGGUGAAAGAUGGUUAAUAUGAUAGCUGCCAUUCAUGUAUUCUGCAGAGGGCAGUUUGCUUCCUUCUGUACUCACGGUGCUGUAUUUUAAUCGGCAGCUCCAUAUCUGAGUGUAUGUUAGCACGCAUGUGGUUCUCCUGACCACUAGUAAUGCGAUGGUGUCGUUGUGAUCGUGAUGUUUACCUAGCUGCCAUCUGCACCUUGGUAGAUAUCCUUCCCCCUUUUCCCUUUCUCUAACACAUCCUCCUGCCCUCUUAUUCUUUCCCCCUCUCUCUCUCUCUCUCUCUCUCUCUCUCCUGCCUAAGAAAACCAUUCUACGAACCCGGCAGCCCGUUGUCUAAUCAGGUGACUAAUGUUUACAUUGAAUACAUAUAGAAACAUUUUGAUAUGCAAAUGCCCCACUUCUAACAGUAGGGGAGGACCACUGGUGUUCUGAAGUGGGGAAAAAAACAACGGGUUACUGAAAACUUAGGAGCGUUUUCUGCUCCUUCUUGAUCAAUUGGAGGUGGGCAGGAGUGGGAUCUUAGUCGUCUUCUUCUUCUUCUUCUUCUUAUUAUUAUUAUUAUUAUCCAAACGGCAAGCUUUUGGCCAAGAUCCCAAACGGCUAAUUGUUUGCAUGCAAUUUGCUAGAUUCUUGGCUGCGAAAAUGUGUAUACUACAUAGUGUCCUAGGUUCUGUCUCCACCUCGAGCACACGUAUAAAACAGGGCUCUACACGAGGGGAUAAUUAUUUACAGAGGAGCGUUUCCUCUCUCUCCACACAGUAGAUCCGUCCCCCAAACAUGGAGAGCUUCCUUCAUAGCCAUGAACACUGGAGCAUAAAGGAGGAGGGGAAAAUCAGCUCACUCCCUCAAAUUCAAGUGCACUUCUGCUAGGGGACUCAGGUUCCACAGUUUGCCACACAAAAAGGCAGAUCUGAUCUGAUCGGUGAAAAGGAAAAAAAAAAAAAAACACAAGAAAAAAGCCUUUUGAUUGGUGAUGAUUCAACAAAAAAAAGAGCACAACGAACAAGGCACAGAUGCCGAACGAUUAACGAAGAAUGACACCAAACAUCACCAUGGAAAAAGUGCCUGUCUUUUGCUUUCUAUUGGCAACUGUCCAUUUCUCAGUGUAAAGCCCUGUCCUUUGUGUUUGAAAGCUAGUGUUAAUCUCCGUCAUCAUUCUGUCUCACCCCAGUGCUUGUAUGCAAGUGUGUAUUUGCACACGUGUGUGAGUGAAUCCUCUCGUACCUAACACCGUUCCCUUGCUUCUCCUAACAUCAUUCUCCUUGUAGAUUGUCAGCAGCUUGCUCCCUGUGCCUCACCACUUUCCCUUUAAACACCACCAGGUAAACCUCCCAUAACAUUGUCAUAUCGUGAUGCACGCUCCUCUCGCACGAACAUCAGUAAUGUACCAAUGUCGCGUGUCGAGCAAACAAACGAGCCGUGUUUAGUGUUCUAGUUUGUAUUGCACAAGGUGAAUAUCUCCAUGGCGCCACAUCACUAUAAGUAGUUUUGUAAAAUAAACAAAAUAAAGCUUUAAAAUAGCAAGCGAAUGCUAGGAAAAUAAGAAUAAAAAAACAAAGUGUGGGGCUUAUAGUUAUCUUAAACUUAUGCUGGCGAUGAAAACCUUUUUUUUUUUUUUUUUUUUUUUUUUUUUAAAAGCUUUAUUAGCUUAAAAGCAGGGUUGAGGACGGAUGAGGAAAAGUCAAAAUGAUUAGGUAUUAUAUAUUCGUAAAGAAAUACUAUUCAGGUAAAAUCCUUCCCAGGCCAGCUUCCUCCUAACCAGAGGAAGUGCAUGUGUGCAUGUGUGUGUGAAUCUGUGGAAAAGGCAAAGACCUCAGUCCUCAACUCUGCUUCUGCCUGUGCUGCAUUUAAAGCCCUCGUUAGGCCUUUAGAUAACGUACUGUAUUAAAGAGACGCAAAGCUAUCGCUCUCCUCUUUCUCACACGCUCAUGUGAACACUGCUUGGAUCUGACCACUCUUUUCUGUUCCUUCAUGCAUCCUGUAAGCAACAAGCGAAGGCUUAAGAUGGAGUGUUAGACUUUUUAAAAGCGUUUAUGAUACAAGCAGAUAUCAGAUAGUUAGAAUAAAAGGGCAAAAGUGGACGAAACUGAUGAGUUAUUCUUUAAAAGGUUAUCAUUUUUGUUAUACACUCAGAGACCAUUUAUUCGAAUGAUGUUUCUAUACAUUAAUCGUCACCUUUAACUCGAUGUAGCGUUCUGAUGAUUAAUGAUCAGUGAGGAACGUCUUGCUACGACUCUGGUUCCUCAUUGGCUGGCACCACAUUAAAACACAUAUCUAGCUUACUACUAACAUGCAUGACACCUGGGAACCCACCUCAGUGAUGCUUCAUCAUCAUUCGAGGACGCAUCCGUUAGGUGGAGUUUUAACAGGAGACGGGCGGCGUUUUUAUUAUAUUCAUGAGCUGGUGGCUUUCCUGCGCUUGCUAUUUUUGCAAACUAAGAUUGAAACCUUCUGCGUUUGUUUUCUGGUGACUAGCCUACUAAUAAUUUUGCUCCUACUUAAUUUUAGUCGAAUAAUCAUAUGGGCAUUUAUUUAACAUUCUAGCAGCAUGCAUCUGAUUUAUUCAUUUAAACUCUUCUAAAGUCGAACAUUCUAAUAUCAGUUAUUUCUUUGUUUUCAUUUUGCAGUAAAGUUCAGCCCCUAGUUGAGCGGGGAAGUCGCCAUUCCAUCAUGCUGAUAAAUUCAUUCUGCGUUUAGCCCAAAGGAAAUCCACUGGAAGACAAAAAUCUCAUUUUAUAAUUAAAAAAUAGUAAAAAAAAAAAAAUUUUUUUUUUUACAUUUUAUUUACAAUCUAUUAAUUCUCACAGGAAGUAUUUGAAAAUGAAUACAAACUAAAUCUAACAUGGUUAAAAUAGCAUCAUUACCAUUUUAUAUAGUUUAAUAGGCAGUCCCUACAGGAUUCGCAGAGUUGUUGUUUUUUUUUUGUUUGUUUGUUGUUUUGGUGAUCGUUGCGGCCAAAAAUGUUUGUUUUUUCUUUCUUUUUCAUAAUUUGUGAUGCAACUUGCAGAGUUGCAUAGAAUUUGAGUUGGCAAAAUUGCACAAAAUUAUUAUGCAGUCCUUCACGGUGAUGUUUUCGGUAAAUGAGACCUUCGUGAAUGUGCAUUGCGAUGACGUCACAUGACGCGUCUUGGCCCAAAUCUGCGGGAAAUCUGCAGUCAUUUUGAAAACUUGCAAGCUCCUCCGAAUAUUGCGGCGUUUACUUAAUUCUGCGUUCAUUUCUGCGAAUUCUGGAGGGACUGAAUAGGAAGCCAUCGCUCGCAAAUAAUGAAACUCCGCCUAUAAGAAUUUCGAUUCCGAGUAAAUUGGAAAACAAAAGAAAGGUGUUAAAGAGAAACGAUCCUACGAGUAGUUAUCUUUUUUUGUUUUGUAAACUGUGCACUUUUAAUAUAGGUAUAUCGCUUUCAUUAUUAAUCUAGGCUUAGGUUUGUAGUGUUUUGGUUUGUGAGUCAGGUCAAGUAUAUUGUAUACUAUACAAAUAUAUUGAUAGUAAUCGUUUUUAUUUUGUUGUUGUUACAUAUAUGCAUUCUGUAUGCAAAGAACAGAGAUCAACUCACAUAUCCAAAACUACUCACACUGCAAACCAGUCCUAUUGUAUUCUGUGAAAUGAAUCCAUGAGCAUUAUAUCAUUUAUAAUUUUUUAUAAUCACUCGCUCAUGUCAUAUGUUGUUGUUGUUGUUGUUGUUGUUUUGUUUUGUUUUUUCUCUCCAUGUUUGUUGUUCUGCCAUAUUCUAAAAACAAAAUCCCGGGUGGUCAGAUGCUGGGCUUUUUUGUCUAUUUAUUAUUCUUAGGAAUAGUUCAAAGUGAACAUGGAGAAACUUGAUGAUAUUUUUGGCUUAACACAGUAAAGCGCGCUUCAGAAAGAACCAAAUCUAUAGCAGAUGACGUGGAAAUGUUUUGGUCUUCUAGCGCCGCUUUACUCAAGCUUUCUACGGAUCGCUGAUGUCACGAAUUCUCUGCAAGCGUAAAAAUUAAUUCCAAAUUGGAAUGGUCUCAUUCUCUCUUUAUUUAUCGUGCCAAUGUCUCGGUACACUGUUUUACGUUUGAUAUAAGAAUAAAUAAAAGUUUUUAAAAAAAAACUGGAAUGGAGAUCAGAAAGAAGAGAAUUGCUCCAUUGGGUGUGAUUUUGAAUCGCUCCCACUUUCAUGCCCUCCAUUUGAGUUGACUUUGUUGUUUGUUUGGUUUUUUGGGGUUUUUUUUUUUUUUUGGUUGGUUGGUUUUGCUCUUCAUUCUGACCAGUAGUGCCUUUCAUUGUUUCAAGAGAGAAUUAUAGUCGAGGUUUUAGUUUUUCUAGUUGUUUCCCCUCUCCUGAAGGCAAGAGGAUUGAGCAAGAUUUCUUCCUUCAGAGGAUGCUUAGAAGCAGCAAUAAGUGCAAAAGACACACAAUCAGUUUUGCGAGCGUGUGUUUUGUUAGACAUUAGGUAAAUGAAAUUGCAGGGAAUUCUUGAGAUCAGUGACCCCAUUAUCAAAUUCAGGGGUUUUAGCAAAAGGUCUUUUUUUAAAAUCAAGUGAUGGGAAUCAGAAUUCAUCCUAUUUGCCUCAUAAUGAACAAAAAAAAGAGAGACAGACACCACACAGUAGUGUGGUGUUUGCAGGUGGAGACUGGUGUAACUAUAGCUUUGUUUGGUGAAGGUAACGUGGUAUUCAUAGUAUUGUUGACAAAUGAGUGAACUCGUGUCCUCGUUUUGUCCAAUUUACGUUUGCUGUUUUUGUUUUGUUUUUUGUUUUUUUAAAUCUUUUUGGUUUUAACAUAUUCUUUAAGCAUUGUGAUUUCAGGAAACAGAAAACAUUUUGCAUCAACAAGCUUGAAUAGUGCCAUGAAAGUCACAACCAGUUUGUUGAGGCAGAAAAACCCAAUUAAUAUGUUUUGGGAAGUGAGCAAAAAAAAAAACACAAGGUCAAUUAAGUGCAAUUCAAACUGCUGAUUUACAAAGCAAAUGAGCUUUUCUGUUUGCUGGAAGCGAUAGUGUUGUUAUUCAGCUAGCUGAUAACUUUAUACAGUCAUAUUGUGUUCAGUAUUGAUCCGCGAGGAGAGUUUGAUACCUUUAUAUAUAAAAAAAAAUAAUGACUUCAUCCAUAUGUUGGUAUUUAUUUGAAACGUUUUACAGUACUGUUUAUCAAUAAUGUGCAUUAUGAUUGAUUAGUGGUGGAACAUGUCAGACGCAUGUCAUUCGUCAGCUAUGGAACUUUUACACAGAACGGAAAACAAACCGCUUGAAACAGGUUCAAAAUGAAAAAGAGGGGAAGGGGGGAAGAAUUAAAUCGUUAAAAGAAAUGUGUUUAGCUAUUAAGUGACGUAUUACUGCUGAACUAACUCAGAAAAAGUGUUGUUUUGUUUUCCUUAGAGGGAUACUCGUCUGUGUAAAGGUAGUCAUGCUGGUUUAAAAAUCAAUAAAAAGGACUAAAAUGUU